Messenger RNA from Corythoichthys intestinalis (scribbled pipefish), 1508 nucleotides. RefSeq names its product P2Y purinoceptor 1-like. Gene Ontology annotation, cellular component: membrane. The record is from RefSeq and is a predicted model, not a curated record. The transcript has a single exon. The coding region runs from base 57 to 1094 and encodes 345 amino acids. Gene Ontology annotation, molecular function: neuropeptide receptor activity. Lineage: Eukaryota; Metazoa; Chordata; Actinopteri; Syngnathiformes; Syngnathidae. Gene Ontology annotation, biological process: G protein-coupled receptor signaling pathway.
ACUUGCUCCCCAGCUCUUGUAGGCUACAGCCUGGAUUUAUUUAACAAUUUAAGAUCAUGUUUGGACACUUCACUCGACAAGGAUUCAACAACACGCCCGGAGCAAAUAGUUCCGCCUGCGAUAUCAAUCUGAACUUUACGCACGGGUUUCUGCCACCUGCCUUUAUUGUCGUUUUUGUGGUCGGCACGCUUGCCAACAUCUGGGGCUUGAGAAGCGUGUGCAGCGGUUGGAACAGCAAGGGAAACAUCAACAUCUUCAUGCUCAAUCUGGGGCUGGCGGACCUGUUGUAUUUGUUCACCCUUCCUUUCCUCGUGGCAUACUAUGCGCAAAACAGCUACUGGCAGUUCGGUCAGCCUUUCUGCAAGCUGACUCGCUUCUGUUUCAACCUCAACCUGUAUGGCAGCAUUGGGUUCCUGACUUGCAUCAGCAUCUACAGAUACUUGGGAAUCGUACACCCAAUGAGAGUGAUGGGGAGAAUCACCAGUCAUCACUCUCUUGUCAUCAGCGCCCUGGUUUGGGCUUUGGUCAUUCUUCAGAUCACCCCGGACAUGUUCUUUGACAAAAAUGAUGCCAAAAAUCCAAAUGCCUGCUAUGAUACGACCGCUGAUGAAUGGAUCCGAGAAUAUCUGCCUUACAGUGUUGGAUGGACAGUCAUUGGAUUUGCCAUCCCAUUAGUUGUUAUCGUACUGUGUUAUAGCCACAUCCUUUGGGUUGUUGCAAAAAACUCCAACGUUAACCCUCUGCUAAAGCAGCGCUCCCUAAGACUCGUGGUCAUUUUGAUAUUAUUGUUCGCCAUCUGUUUCAUCCCUUACCACAUGCUCCGAAAUGUUAAUCUCAAAACCAGAAUUUUGAAACAAAAAGGCAUCUGCCGCGACAGCUUCCGCAAUGUAUAUAUUGCGCACCAAAUCAGUAGAUUCCUCGCCUGUCUGAACAGUGCUAUAAAUCCUCUGAUAUACAUUGUUGGAAAUGAGGAUUUCCUGUUAAAGCUUCAACGUCUAAGUGAGCGGGCUAGGAUGUCUUUGGCCAACCUGACGCAUAUGGUCAUGUAUCGCAAAACAUCUAAUAUGGACACGGAUUCGGCGACAUGUUCGUGAGAUGGCAAGCUUUGCUUUGCAUUUAAAUCUCACCACUGUAUGGAUCGAAGAUUCCUUGAAAGAUUAUUUUGAUAGAUCUAAGUGUCUGUAUGUACCCUCUCAAUUAAUUUUAAUUGGAUAUUAGCUGUAAUGUCUUCAAGGAAGAUAUUGAGGGAGUUAGAAAAAGAACUGUUCCUCAUCAACAUAUAUUAACUCGGCAGUCAAUCAGUAUUCAAGCAAGCGGGUUAAAGUGUAUUGAUGUUUACUGUAAGCAGCACCUUUCUUUGAUUAAUGGUUUACUUUCAACAGAUUUGUUGUUUUUUUUUUGCUCUGUCCUGUACAUUGUGUGUUUGUGCUACUAUUUGAAUUCCCGAUAAAAGAUGUCACAAAAUGUCCUCACUAAUAAAUGCACUUGUAAUUUAUUUAUUUGUAAAU